Messenger RNA from Hippocampus comes (tiger tail seahorse), 1703 nucleotides. RefSeq names its product HIV-1 Tat specific factor 1 (gene htatsf1). The transcript has 11 exons. The coding region runs from base 25 to 1479 and encodes 484 amino acids. Lineage: Eukaryota; Metazoa; Chordata; Actinopteri; Syngnathiformes; Syngnathidae. Gene Ontology annotation, biological process: mRNA splicing, via spliceosome. Gene Ontology annotation, cellular component: U2 snRNP; U2-type spliceosomal complex. The record is from RefSeq and is a predicted model, not a curated record. Gene Ontology annotation, molecular function: RNA binding.
GCUCAAAAGUCGAGGAAGCUAGCAAUGCUAGCUACUAGCCAGCAAGCGGCCUGCUUCCCUCGCGGGCUAACGAGCCUGAUUGGGAGACUUCCGCGUGGACGGUCGCUUCGUUUCCCGGAACCAAACGAGCGGGCGGAGUGCUGGUCCAGAGUGACCGUUUCGCUGUUGGCGCAAGCAAAGGAGCUGCGAAUGAGUGGCGAGGCCAACAAAGAAUUUGAAGAGCAGCUGCGCCUUCAGGAGCAGUACAGCAGGAGAGGCCAAGAGGCUUCGGAUCCGUUCACGUACACGGACCCCCGCGACGGCACCGUGUACGACUGGGACCACGACAAGAAGGCCUGGUUCCCCAAGAUCACGGAGGACUUCAUGGCGGCCUACCAGGCCAACUACGGCUUCGCUCAGGAAGGCGACGCGGACGCCGGCGCCGCGGCGAAGCCGCUCGCCGCGGAAGCCGAGAAGCGGCCGGCGGUCGGGGAGAAGACGCCGCAGGAGCCGGGAUCGGAUCUGAGCUCGGAGCAGCCAACGAGCGCGGCCGCGGACGGCAAGCGCAAAGGGGAGAAGAGGAAAGCGGAUCCGGGCUGGUUUGACAUGGAGGACACCAAGAACACCAACGUCUACGUGUCCGGCCUGCCCCCCGACACGAGCCCCGAAGAGUUUGUGGCGCUGAUGUCCAAGUGCGGCAUCGUCAUGAGAGACCCCAUCACUGAAGACUUCAAGGUCAAACUGUACAAGGACCAAGACGGCAACCUGAAAGGAGACGGCCUCUGCUGCUACCUCAAGAGGGAGUCAGUGGAGUUGGCUGUUCGCCUUAUGGACGAGUCGGAGGUCAGAGGCUACAAAGUGCACGUGGAGGCGGCUCGCUUCGAACUCAAAGGGCAAUAUGACGCCAGCAAGAAGAAGAAGAAGAACAAGGACUACCGCAAGAAGAUGAAGCAGCAGCAAAAACAGUUGGACUGGAGACCCGAAAAGCAGGGAGACGCCAGGAAGCGACACGAGAAGGUCGUCGUCAUCAGGAACAUGUUUCAUCCCAGCGACUUUGAGGAGGACCCUCUGGUUUUGAACGAAUACCGCGACGACCUGCGCUCGGAGUGCGAGAAGUUCGGCGAGGUCAAGAAGGUCAUCCUGUUCGACAGGCAUCCGGACGGCGUGGCUUCGGUGGCCUUCAAGGAGCAGGAGCACGCCGACGCCUGCAUCCUGUCCUUUCACGGACGCUGGUUCGGAGGUCGCCAGCUCAGCGCGCAGCUGUGGGACGGCGCCACCGACUAUCAGGUCGAGGAGACGAGCCGCGAACGUGAAGAGCGCCUGAAAGGUUGGUCGUCCUUCCUGGAAGGGCCGCAGCCGGCGGGGGGGGCCGCCCCUCCAUCGCCGAGCGCCGCGCCGCCGACGUCCGAGCUGCCGCGACCGGACAAAACGCCGGAGGACGACAACGAGGACGCCAAGUCGACCGACAGCAGCCUUGCGGCGAGCGACGACGACGCUUGACUGACGAGACGCCAUUUUGUUUGGAGCGUUGAACUGAGUAACUUCGAGUCCUGUUAGAACGACGUCAAACUCAUUUUCAUGGCCGUUACCGAUGACGGGUGACUCGGAAAAUCACCUCAUCAUGAAUACGCAAGUCCGACCCGAUAAUCUGAUUGUGGAGUUUUUUCUUUUCUUCUCUGAAAGCAAUCCGCUUCCACAACGGCUCGGCCAAGAAAAUGUCCAGU